Molecule: messenger RNA, 914 nt
Organism: Dermatophagoides pteronyssinus (European house dust mite)
Lineage: Eukaryota; Metazoa; Arthropoda; Arachnida; Sarcoptiformes; Pyroglyphidae
Product: gamma-aminobutyric acid receptor-associated protein-like
Source: RefSeq, a predicted model, not a curated record
CAACCUUUGUUUGUUUGUUUGUUGUUGUUGUCAUAGAUAGGAAAACACACACAAUAAUAUUUUAUUUAUAUAGAAGAAACAACAUUCAUAUUUCUUUAGGCAAAAGAGGGAAAAGUGUAAUCUAAUUUAUAGAUUUGUCAUCAACAAAAUAUUGUUUUCAUUUUUUUUGUUGUUGUUUGGUCACUAUUUUUAGUUAAUUGUUUGUGCUGUGUUGAUUUAUCGAUUUGACACUUGUGUCCGCUAUCUUUUUUUCAAUUUCAUUAGGCCAGUUUUUUUGAGGAGAAAAAACAACGAAUUUAUCUGGUCUACAUUUUGUUGUUGUUGUUGGUAUUCUAAAUCCUGUCCAUAUUCAUCUCAUUAGUGUCUCUUUUUCAAAUCUAUUUUUAAUUUACAUUCGAAUAGUUAACAAUGAAGUUUCAAUAUAAAGAACAACACUCAUUUCAACAACGAAAAGAAGAAGGUGAAAAAAUUCGAAAAAAGUAUCCAACACGAGUUCCUGUGAUAGUUGAAAAAGCAUCUGGCGCUCGAAUCGGUGAUCUGGAUAAGAAAAAAUAUCUUGUGCCAACAGAUUUGACCGUCGGACAAUUCUAUUUUCUGAUCCGUAAACGAAUACAAUUGCGACCAGAGGAGGCGAUAUUUUUUUUCAUUCACAAUAUGGUUCCACCUACAUCAUCGACAAUGGGAUCACUUUAUAAUCAAUAUCGUGAUGAAGAUUUUUUCCUUUACGUUCAUUAUAGUGAUGAAAAUGUAUAUGGUCAAUGAAUAAGAUAAAAAUAUGACAAAAUAAUUAAUCAACAAGAAUUAUCAUUUGACAAAUUAAAAACGAUUUCAGUGGCCGUAAAAAAAAUUCAUAUUCCAAAACGAUCGACGACAACACAUUGAAAUCACUUAAUCAUCAACAAUUUCACCUACAU